UUAAUACCAUGCUGAGGGUGCAAAUAAUGCAUACGUUCCAUAUCAUUCAACUCUGGACCACCAACAAGUAUAUAUUUACAUCCACAUCCAAUCCUUUGAUUUUUUUUGUAUGAACUGGAUAAUUAGCCUUCACAUCUCAGAAAGUGACGGUAUACGGAGAUUAUUCCGAGUAGCAUAGUUCUCACACCAUCCAAUCACGUGUGGUUUCCCGGUGCUUCCAUAGCGGCGAACAUCGUUGGAUACUGUCGGUGCCAGGCCUCACGGUGCAAUCGUCAAAUGGUCUCCUGCAUGUAGAAGCUCCUUUACAAUGACGAAUUCACCCAGAUCGCCGAUUGAGACUCUGGAGAUCGAGCACCUUCCCGAAUCCCGGGAAGGUGGCUGGGGUGUCGUGGUGGUCGUUGCUACCUUCUUCAUCAACGCUCUCGUGUUUGGUCUGUUGCGAUGUGCAGGUGUCUUGUAUCUGAGCUGGACGAAUGAAUUCCAGACCAGUGCUAAGGAAACUGGGGCAGUCCAGAGUAUCCUGUCUGCCCUGCUGUGUUUCAGCGGCCUCGCAGGUGCUGUUCUAUGUAAACGCUUCGGCUGCAGGUUUUCGGGAAUUCUAGGAGGAGUCCUCUCAUCUCUUGGUCUCCUCUGCAGCUUCUGGGUGCAGAACAUAUUUCAAUUGUACAUCACAGUGGCCGUAGCAGGUGCUGGUGUCGGAAUUUCAUACAACUCUGGAUUAGUUGCAGUGGCCAUGUACUUCAAAAAGAAGUACAAAACAGCCAACGCAGUGGCCUUCUCUGGUGUGGGGACAGGAAUCAUGGCCGCUCCUCCAAUAUUUCAAGUCCUGUUGGACAACUACGGUUGGAGAGGAACUCUUCUCAUAAUCUCCGCAAUUAUGGCCAAUAGCAUUGCAUGCUGUGCUCUUUUCAGGCCUCGGCUUGGAAUUCGGCAAAUUAAAAACAAAGUUACUGAUCAAGAACCAGAAUUUGGGAUUGACGAACAAACGCAAGAGGGGCAAACAAGUGUCCUACAUACGAGUGGCAGCGAUGGGAUGGUCUCCCAGACAUCAACCAAUGGUUUGAUGUCUUCGGAUGUUUUGGGUGUGCGCGAAGGUUCCAAUGAAAAAUCCUACGUAUCCGUGGACCAGAUUGGUAACCGUGAAUAUGUGUCGUUUAAAGACUCAAGAAAACAGAAGAAAACUGGAAGUCUGUCACGCAGGUUGUCUUCUGAGCUUGGGAUAAGAGUUUUAUUAGGUAGCUAUCGCCUCCUCCUGUUAUGUGUCCUUUCAAUUGAAUUCAGCAUUCCGUACAUUUCGUUUCUGCUAUUCGUCAUUCCCCGUGCACAAAGCAUCGACGUGGCACCCUCCAGUGCUGCGUUCCUCCUCAGUAUUCUAGGCAUUGGGAGUCUACUCGGACAGCUUGGUAACGGAUUAAUGCUGAGCUGCAGGAUCUCAGCAGAACACGUGCUGGCAAUCUGCGUGGCUUUGGCCGGUGUUUCGUUGCUUGUACUGAACGUGGAUGGCUACGUGUACCUAGCCAUUGCUUCAUUCCUACAGGGCUUUACCAGCGGGGCCUUCUUCGCCAUAGCUUCCGUCUUGAUACGGCGCUUCGUGGGUUUGGAGGGGUUUGCUGUGUGUACUGGAUGGUACCACAUAUUUGUUGCCUUUGGUGAUCUACUUGGACCCAUUAUAGCAGGUUGGCUGUUCGACGUGACGGGAAGCUACAAGACAGUGUUCUUCGCAUUAGCGGGGAUUAACUUCGCCUGCUCUCUGCAAAUGUUUCUUUUUCCUGUACUUAAGCGACUGGAAACAAGGAAAGAGGGUAAAUCAUCAGAAACACACGAGGAAGGAUGAACUAUAUCUAAAAUGUUAUUCAUAUCACUUUUGUGGAUAUAUGAAUGAUUACAAUAUCGACGAAAGCAAACUGCUAAGAAUGCAUUGCAUCGAACAUAGGUAACCAGUAUACAUUGUUUAUAAGGGCAGUUACAUAAUAUCAUAAGGGACAUACUUUUCGCCGUCUUUUUUAGUGGAAGAUAUCUUUCAGCAGUUUCUCCUGGUAGUUUAUAACGAUGAGUUGAUUGGAAUUGCUAUUGCUUUGAGACAUAAAAGAAAUCAUCACCAUUGAGUCAAAAAGAUCUUGCGUAUACACCAAAAUAGUUUCAAGCCUCCGUUUGCUUUGACCUAAAAGGUCAUGACAAAUAUACAAAGUCUGUAUCAAGAACAAAUUACCUAUAAUGAUUUUUAAUAUAUACAUUUGAUAUUAUUUUUGGAAUGUGUAUAAUGACCUCCUUGCCUAAAGGCGAUACUGACAUAGUUUGCGUUGGCAUUGAAACAGUGGAACAAUCAUGAGCUUAGACCAUUGGGUUUUUGACGUUAUGGUUAAGCAACACAUGCAGGUGAGUCUUUACUUCAUAAUUGUAGUCCCGAUUUUGUUCCAAUGUAGUGAUGUUGUGCAAAGAGCGAAAAGUCAGGAAUAUGAGGAUCUAUUAAAGUAAAGGUAUAAAGGUAGGAGUAAAGGGGACGAACCUGUGUUUACAGGAACGGAGUGCCCAUCUCUCUUUCGUUAGCGUUUGGGCCAGACUCGAUCCACGGAUUGCUGCUGUGGGGGGAAUCGCCACACCUCCUCCACAGCGAGUCUGUAAC
Messenger RNA from Patiria miniata (bat star), 2623 nucleotides. RefSeq names its product monocarboxylate transporter 13-like. Gene Ontology annotation, biological process: transmembrane transport; monocarboxylic acid transport. Gene Ontology annotation, molecular function: monocarboxylic acid transmembrane transporter activity. The transcript is spliced from 4 exons. The record is from RefSeq and is a predicted model, not a curated record. The coding region runs from base 308 to 1834 and encodes 508 amino acids. NCBI's taxonomy places the organism in Eukaryota, Metazoa, Echinodermata, Asteroidea, Valvatida, Asterinidae.